Limulus polyphemus (Atlantic horseshoe crab) is the source of this 5354-nucleotide messenger RNA. RefSeq names its product protein phosphatase 1K, mitochondrial-like. The record is from RefSeq and is a predicted model, not a curated record. The coding region runs from base 320 to 1417 and encodes 365 amino acids. The transcript has 6 exons. NCBI's taxonomy places the organism in Eukaryota, Metazoa, Arthropoda, Merostomata, Xiphosura, Limulidae. Gene Ontology annotation, biological process: protein dephosphorylation. Gene Ontology annotation, molecular function: cation binding; protein serine/threonine phosphatase activity.
CGGCACAGUUCGGGCGCUGAUCUUUGAAAAAGUAUUGGUGACGUGCCAAGUAAAGGGAGAUAUUACGCUAGAAAAAAGAGGUGGAGUGUUUAUGUUUGCAGAAAUGAAUAAAAUAAUUUCUAAGCAAUGUAUAUAAUGUAUGGUUACAUUAUAUAUAUAAAAUAUUGUUCAUUUUAUUAAGUUGAUAUAAUUUCAGAGUGGCAUACAAUGUGGCAAUUUUGUGACAUUGAAUCAAAUAAACAUGGACUGAGACUCGCACAUUUGGCUCUUCCACUUUUGCAGUCAUUCCUGUACUUAUGAUACAUACAACUAUCACAGGAUGUGUUCUUUGAUUCAUAAAGUUAGAAAUAUUUUUGUGAGAGGAUCUUUGAGAAUUCAUGCAGCAAAUUAUAAUCAUGCAUCUUCAAGAACACUGGCAAGGAUGCUGUCUGAUCCUGAAAACAAAGGAGAACGACAAGAGCAUAUAAACUUUGAUAUAUUAGGUACCUGGGAUAAUAGGAUUGAUCUUCCAAUAUUGAUGCAGCAAAGUAUCAAACUUGGAAAGCCAAUACCCCAAAUAUCAAUUAAAAAUGUGGGAGUUGCUUCUGUGACAGGAAGAAGACUAACAAAUGAAGAUAGACUGUGUAUCAAAGAACUUCAACCAAACUUGUUAUAUUUUGCUGUUUUUGAUGGUCAUGGUGGAACAACAUGUGCUGAUUUUUGUAGUCAGCACAUGGAGCAACAUAUUCUUCAUUGGCUGAGCAGGAAUAGUAUGGACUUAGAAUCUGUUCUGCAAAAAGCAUUCAUUGAAGUCAACAAUGCAUUUGCUCGUAAUGUUAUUUUCAUGUGUUCAAAAGAAGAAGCUGCAGUUUCAGGAACAACAGCAACAAUAUGUCUUCUAAGGAACAGCAUAGAGCUUGUCGUAGGUCAUGUAGGAGAUAGUAGAGCAUUACUUUGUAGAAAUGGUGAUGUUCAAAAAUUGACAGUUGAUCACCAUGGAACUUUAAAGUCAGAAAAGGAGAGAAUUGUAAAAUCUGGAGGGUUUAUUAAAACAGACAGUGUUGGGAGACACUUGGUAAAUGGACGACUUGCCAUGACACGUAGUUUGGGAGAUAUGGAUCUUAAACCAUAUGGAGUAACAGCACUCCCUGAUACUAGGUCAAUUCAAAUAAAGCAUGGAAAGGAUGCAUUUGUCAUACUAACGACUGAUGGCAUCAACUUUGUUAUGAAUGAUGAUGAAAUAAUUAAUGCAGUAAACAGUUGCCACUAUCCACAAGAAGCAGCUAGCUUCAUCGCUGACCAAGCCAUGCAGUUUGCUUCGGAGGACAAUGCUACUGCACUGGUGCUUCCAUUUGGGGCAUGGGGAAAGUAUAAAAAUGGAGGAAAUAUUACCAUGUAUAAUUUUGGAAGAAAUUUGUCUCGUAGUAGUAGAUUUUAAUAGUGCUAAUUAAAAAACAAAAAACUGUAUUCGAAAGAUGUACUAAACUGAUAUUUUGGAAAUAUGUUCAGCCACAUGUUUUGUCAUUGUAAUUUAUGUUUAUAGUUACCUUAGAAUGAUGAAACUUGUGUGAAAUUUUCUUUGGAUAUAUAUACCACAAACACACACACACACACACAUGCAAAGUUUACUAUCAAAAAUUUUGGUACAGGUACUUGUACUUGUAAAAAUAUUUCAGUUUAAAAUAGUUUGUAUAAUUGUAUAUUUGUUUUGGAAUGUGAAAGUGGAGUGACUGUAGAGACAUUAUAUUGGUUUUAUUAUUAAGUUGUUAUAAGAAUCAGAUACUUAAUUGUAUGUUACCUUGUAUUGUUUAUAUAUUAGAAUCAUUUGUGUUUUGAAAAACAUUUAUACAGGGGUUGGACAAAAAUUACUAACGUGAUUAUCUUGCAUUGGUAAGGUGUGAGACUUCUUUGACACUAAGUACAGCAGAAAACACAACUAGGAACAGAAUUAAUGAAGUAUAUAAAAGUAUACUGUAGAAUCUGGGCCCACUCUGUCAUGAAAAACUCUUACAGUGGUUGAGGUAUGUUGAAGGUCAGUAAAAGAUUUGAAUAAGAUUCUCCAAGAUAGCUCUAGGAUGCUUAAAUAACAUUAGGCAGGCAGUUUACCUUUUAUUAUUACAACAGACAUAUGAUUUAACCAACAGAAAACAUCCCAUAAACCUGAUCUCUCAUCAAAGAUAUGAAAGAAUAAGUGAUGGAUUUUAUGCUACAUGUGAAGUUACACUGUUCAUAUUAAAGCUUACAGGGACUAAAAAGUUAUUAAUUUUGGGUAACUAUGCCAGUAUGUCAUAUUAGUACAUUCAGUAGUCUUCCUUUUUUCAGCAUGUUACCAGUGCUAUAUUCAGUAACUUUUCUUAUGGCAUGGCUGUCUGUUUCUGCUACUAAUCUUUAUAAACCCUAGUAGCAGUGAAACAAGGGAUAUACAUACAAGUGGGGAUCAGUAAAGCAUUAUCUACAGUGUAGUGUGAAGUCAUGCUCUAUCUGAGGAUCAUGCAUCCUGACAAUAAUCCUACAACAUAGUUUCUGUUGUAAGGCUGUCAUAUCUAAAGCCCAUUUAUCAUCCUUGCAUGCUUUCUAUAAUCAGUCUAGUAUAUGUGAACGACUGUUUUCCAGUGCAAUGUUACAGAAGUUCACAGGUGCUGCAACUUGAUUGGUGUGUUUAGAAUAGUUUCAAUACUCAUUUUAUUUUCCAGCUGCUAGAGGUAUGCAACAGUUGAACAGAUAACUUGUGGAAACAACUUGUCUACAUGUGCCUUGUGCCAUUUUUCAAGAUGGGAAUCCUUCUUGAUUAUGUUGUAUACUGUUAUCUGGGACAUGUAGAUGACUUUAGCCACUGAUCUGUGUGUAUAUAUAUACUUGUCUGCUACAAGACACUGCAGUUUGGUUACCAUGGCUAAAGUACAACUUGUCAUGGGUCUCUUUCUGGAUAGUAGUGGUGACUCAAGCUAUCCAUAUUCCUUUGUUUUCCAUUGACAUUAAGUACAAAUGAUAACCUCAUUUUGGAAUUUCUAAAUCUCAGAUCUAAAGACAUCUUUAUGAUCUGAGUGUAUGAAUAUUUUGCACUGGAAAGGGCUUUAAAUGAUUUUUUGUUGUCAUCAUACUACCUUGAAAUUCCAAACAAUUUCUAAAUGUAGCUUUGAUAAAUGUCAUUCUACCACAACUUUAUAUUGGCUGUGGUUGUCACAUGACUUGCUACUGGCACCUAACUUGCUGAUUUGCAUAUUCAGAAUUGUUUUAAUAUAAUAUGUACUUAACCCUUUUUAUAGUUGUGUGUGUGUGUGUGUGUGUGUAAAGAAACGUAUGUGUAAAAUUAGAGAACAACAAACAAAUAUAUAAUUAUUAAUUGGGAACUAGAAAAUGCUCAUUCAAGCAGUCUAGCACUCUGUCAGUUUUACAUGUUACUAAAUACUUUAAAAAUGUGAAACAUCUCUUGAAGUUUUGUGUGAUGGUUAUUGAUUAGUUAAUUAACAAUCAUUUAUAACCAAAAUUAAUAAUUUUCGAAAUGUACCUUGUUUUAUGUAUUCACACAUGAACAAAAUAGUUAUAAGAAAAAUAAGAUUCUUCUAAUUCUCCAGAAGUUGUUUAAAGGACAAAUAAACAUUUGUGUACAAGGCUUCUUAUAGUGUUUUUACCAUAUCAGAUCACAUGGCUGGUUUCCUGACAUUUUGUUUUGUAUUAAAAAAAGAACACACACACACACACAGAUGCAGUUGACUUUAAUAACAGAUCUGCUUUGCCACAGCUGAACUGCAGAACAUACCCAUUACCUCUUAAUUGUUUUAAGCAGUGUAUUUCAAAUAGUAUUUUUUAUUCUAAAAUGAAAUGGAUUUGUUUAUUUUUCUAUCUUUAAAUUCCUGAAAUAAACCAGUAUUUGUAUUUUAAUAAUUACCAUAUGUUUUAAAAUCUCAGUUUGUAGUAAACCUUAUGAAGAAUUUGGCAAUCAUAUUUUUCUGACUAUACCCAAAAUGGUUAAUGAUCAGAAAUACAAAUGAUGGCAUCCAUCUGUUGAACAGUAUAUGCUAUGCCAAAGUUUUCAAAACAUAUUCUUUUUAGUGUAGACCUCAGUUCAGUUUUUUCUUUGGUGUAUUCAUACCUGAAGAAAAAACAGAAAAAAGCAGACUGGCUGAAAGCUUUUGUAUAUUCUGUACUUGCAUCACUGCUGUAUUACUAAAUUUAGAACAAACUAAAAACUUUUGAUGUUUAGAUCAAUUAUAAAGCUAUACAGAAUGUAUACUGACAGACAAGAUUUUGUUUAAUUUAUGGUAAAUAUCAACUUUUUGUGAGCUCUAUUUUUAUGAUUACCUGAAGUAAGAUAAGUUGUUAUACUUUUAACAAAAACAUACAAGACCACACUAAUACUAUUACAAAUAAUUUCUUGUUCAGCAACAUCUUUAAGAUUGUCUGUAUCUUCAGAGGCUUGGAUAAGUUUUUCAUUAUUUGUUGUAAUGCCUCUUUCUGCAACUUUUUUGAUGAAUUUGAUUCAUGGCACUGAAGUUUGACCAGCUGUUGAAACAAGUGAUGCUUAAAAGUAGCCAAAGUGAAUUAUGUGAUAUAACACUUCCAAGAAACGUGAAAAACCAUUGAUUGUUUAUCAGUGGAGUUGUAUGCUACAGGUGAUCUGUAAUUAUAAGAUAUAUAUUACAUCAAAAAUAUAUAGUGUGUGUGUUCAAUAUAUUAUGGAUAAUGAAAAAAGUAUUCAAAAUUGGUAAAAUGGCUUAGACACAAUCGAUGAAGGGUUAGAAUAUAAAGAUAUUCUAAAUUAUGUAUGUACUCUGUAUGUUCUAACCCUUCAAUGAUUCUGUCUAAGCCUUUUUUCUAUGUAACAUGGUUUAAACUGCCUGACAAAGGGCUUCUGCCUGAAACAUUGCAAAUAAUAUUAAUAAAAGUUUUGUUAUAGACAUGUGUUUUACCAAUUUCGAACACUUUUUUUCAUUAUUUUUCCACAUCUUAUGUUAUUUUCUACUGUAUAUAUAUUAUGAAUAAUUUUAAUGGUCUAUUAAGAAUAUCUAAAAUUAGUACUUAAUGUUUAGAAUGACACGAUUACAUACAGUAAAAGCAUUUACUAGGAACUUUGUCAGCAUGCAAAUAAACUUCAAAAUAUUAUUGAUCUGCAGUAACUAUGGGUAAAGUAAAAAUAAGUUGGAAAAAAGUGAUUUCAAAUGAUUUGUGUUAAAGAAGACAUGAAAGAUUAUCAGUCCUAAACCAUUUCCUUAGGAAAAAGACAGAUUAAUUGCUAACCAAGGUUUUAUAUUUGGAAACUAUCCUUUGUUGUUCAAGUAAUGCAUUUAAAAUUAAUUAUAUACAGUUUAUUUGGUUGUGAUGAAACCCUGGAUGUAUAUCUAACUUGAUACAAUAAAAGCUUGAAUUGUGCUUUA